Molecule: messenger RNA, 627 nt
Organism: Dibothriocephalus latus
Lineage: Eukaryota; Metazoa; Platyhelminthes; Cestoda; Diphyllobothriidea; Diphyllobothriidae
Source: the annotation of a GenBank genome assembly
AUGGCUGACGGUCAGGCCAUCAGCGAGGUACACACAUUCGACUUGCCGACAUGCUGGCUGAGUGACAUAGCCCUUUGGCUGCGAACAGUCGAAUCCCAUUUUGCUCUGCGGCAAAUCACGAAAGAAGAAACCAAAUUUCAUUAUCUCGUGGCCGCAUUGCCACUAGAGAUUGCAACAGAUCUCCGUGAUAUUAUAGACAGUCCGCUCACAGAGACUCCCUAUACUACAUUCAAGGAGGCCCUAAUCUCCCGUGUCUCUUUAUCAACACCAAAACGCCUUCAGCGUUUAAUUUUCGACGAAGGCCUUGGUGACAGGAAGCCAACCCAGCUACUUCGGUGCCUGGAGCAGCUAUUUGAAGGACAACAGCUGGACGGCACCAUGUUCAAACAGCUUUUCCUCCAGCGGCUGCCCUCAUCCGUGCAAGCUAUCCUUGCACCCAACAUUCCUUCCUCGUCAGUUCAAACGCUGGCUGAGACAGCCCACCGGAUACUCGAGUACUAUCAACCACCCAUCUCGCGGGGUGAUGACGCUUUGAGCUCGCCCCACAAAUCUACUGAUCUCAACGCUGACCAUAUAAGACAAUACAAUACAAAUAAAUACACGGCAAACUGCGCAGCAUUUAUGUGA